This is a messenger RNA of Xiphias gladius (swordfish), 1671 nucleotides long. It is a transcript of the gene ugt5g1, whose product is annotated as UDP glucuronosyltransferase 5 family, polypeptide G1. The record is from RefSeq and is a predicted model, not a curated record. The transcript is spliced from 2 exons. Bases 85 to 1671 code for a protein of 528 amino acids. Lineage: Eukaryota; Metazoa; Chordata; Actinopteri; Istiophoriformes; Xiphiidae. Gene Ontology annotation, molecular function: UDP-glycosyltransferase activity.
GAUUCUUUAGUUUUGGCAAAGAACUUAGAAGAUUGCUCCUUCGAGGACUCUUCGAAGGUUAUUCUCACAACUAAUGAUACAGGCAUGUACAGCAAAAUCCCAGUAUUCCUGACAGGGCUCUGCUUCCUGUUGCUUCAACUCACUUUUUGCAGUGGGAGUCGGAUUCUGGUAGUACCCGUUGAUGGCAGCCACUGGAUCAACAUGGAGGUGAUCCUCCGAGAGCUGCACUCCAGAGGCCACAGCAUCACUGUGGUGCGCUCUACCAAGAGCUGGUACAUUCCUGGUAACUCCUCCAUUUAUACUUCUGUUAACGUGAGCAUGCUGGAGGAUGAGUCAGACAAGAACUAUUAUAAUAGAAUGCUACAAGAUGUUAUGGAAUGCCGCAAGUCGCUGACUUUUAUACGUACCUUCUGCCAAAACCACUUGAUUACAUCCAUGUUGGCAAAGGGCCAUGUGAUCCUUGCCAGAGCAGCUGCUACAAUGUUGGAUGACCCUGUUUUUAUGAAGAAGAUGCAGGAUGCCAAGUUUGACUUAAUGUUAACGGACCCUGCUCUGACUAUAGGAGUCCUUUUGGGUAGUUACCUCAAGCUGCCAGUGGUUUUCAAUGUGCGCUGGAUUAAUACUGGGGAAGGCCAUUUCACCAUAGCUCCCUCUCCUGUCUCCUAUGUCCCCGUGCCAGGAAGUGAACUUCAUGAUCAGAUGGAUUUUCUGGAAAGGACCAUGAAUGUGUUACAUUAUCUCUACAGUGUUGUUGAGCAGCACUUUAUCAUUAACGCUGCCUACUCAGAUCUGCUCCGGCGGCACUUCCCUCCUGGAACUGACUUGUUGUCUUUGGAGCGUGAAGCUGAUAUCUGGCUGGUGAGGACAGAUUUUGUCUUUGAGUUCCCUCGACCAACCAUGCCCCAUGUAGUCUACAUAGGGGGGUUCCAGUGCAAAAAGGCUAAACCCCUCCCUGCUGAGCUGGAGGCCUUCAUGCAGAGUUCUGGGGAGCAUGGGGUGGUGGUCAUGUCUCUGGGGACGUUUGUGUCAGCCCUGCCUCGUGAUGUCACAGAGGCCAUUGCUGCUGCUUUUGCUCAGCUCCCUCAGAAGGUGGUGUGGAGGUUUGCAGGUGAAAAGCCUUCAUCCCUGGGGAACAACACGCUGCUGGUGGACUGGCUGCCUCAAAACAACAUCCUGGGACACCCCAAGACUCGUGCCUUUGUGGCCCAUGGAGGCACCAAUGGCAUUUAUGAGGCCAUCUACCAUGGUGUUCCUGUUCUGGGCUUGCCGCUCCUCUUUGACCAGUUUGACAACCUACUCCGGCUAAAGGUGCGCAGGGCAGCUCGGGUGUUGGAGGCCAAAUCGCUCACCAAAGAAGACUUCCUUGAGGCUCUAACGGACAUCCUAGAGACACCGUUGUACCGAAACAACAUUCAGCAUCUCUCCCAGCUACACCGAGAUAAACCAAUGUCUCCUAUGGACACUGCCAUCUUUUGGAUUGAGUACGUCAUUAGGAACAAAGGAGCAGCCCAUUUGAAGUCAGCAGGUUUUAGUUUGCCUUGGUACUCCUACUUUUGCCUGGAUGUGGCUCUCUUAAUAAUGGCCCUCAUCGGAGCCCUUGUCUGGGCUUCAUCCUUAGUCUGUAGGGUUGUCUGCUGCCGGAGGUUCAGGAGAAAGAUAAAAGCAGAGUGA